AUGUCAACCUCGACAGGUGCCCCCGCGCCUGUCUUCUCAUACGCCCAGGCAGCAAAAGGCCUUACUCCGGCAACUUCGACUCAAAAUACCUCGAGGAACGAAAGUCCUGCCGCCUCGGAGAAGAGCACAAAAGAUAGGCUCGGGUCGGAUGCUACCAAUCCCAACAAGACUACCAAGUCCAAGCCUGAGGCUGAUAAACCACAAAAUGCGGAUACCACUCCCACUAGGUCACUUCCUGUCUCGUCAUUAAAUGACAUGGGCGAAAGAGACGAUGUUCAACCACCACGAAAUUCAUCAGAAAAUGAGCGUGAGGGAAAAGUGAUGAGCACUGAUGUUGUAUCAUCGCCGAGUCAAGGUAGUCAACUUGAUGACGCUAGGCCAUCCAUGCGGAGCAGAAGAACAACGUCCGCCGACCAAUCCCAGGAAGCCGCGCCUCGUGACAAAAGCGCUGGUGACAAAAAAUCGAAAGAAUCUGAAGAUGACUGGGAGAAGGUCUCUGUUCCGUCGGUGGCUGCAGAAAAAGAGCUCAAAGCCGCCCCGAUUCCUCUGGUCAAUUUCUGGAAGCAACGACAAGAAGCCCAAGCCGCAAAAGUCAAAGAAGUUCAAGACCAACAAAAGGUCUCCUCUUCUGCCUCACCCACUCAAGCACCAAAGACCAAGGUCGCGGCCGAGGAAUUCAAACAGAAUUUUUCCGGUCGAGAUCGUGCCAUCCAUGAUAAGGAGGGAAAGAAUGUCGACAAUACUCGCGGUGGUAACCGCAAAGAAACUCCUGUGCGGGCUACUCGACCGGGUUCCCAACAGGGUGAGAAACGCGAGGCUGAGACACCACCCACAGUAGGCGACGCGCAAUCCUGGCCAACUCCAGAAAAUUCGCUUGCAGAUGAACGACGAAAGUCUUCCAGUUAUGAAAGAGUUGACAAACCCGAUAGCAAAUUCACCGUGCAAAAGUCACAUGGGAAAAGCUGGGUGCAAGUUCCUUUCGUUCCAUCGGCCAAAUUCGAAACACAAUUACCAACACUUGCUGCACGAAGAGGUGGCCGUGGCGGUAACCGAGGUCGAGAAUCGGGUGGUCGAGGAGCUUAUUCCGGGGCUGCAACAGAGAAAUCAGAUGCUUCGGGACUAAUGGGUCCGCCCCCGGUUCCUAAACCUGCUGGUGAGCAGGAUCGUGGUCGAAAGUUCGAAGGUCAACGCGGGCCACGUGGUGCGUCUGAUCCUAGUAGCUCAACGCGACCAGCGAGUGUCGAGGGCAGCAGAGGAACCUUCAACAAAUCAACCCAGUCUUCCGGAAAGCCAACUGGCACACCCAAUGCUAUACCAUCCACCGCAUCCGCCCAUCAGCAGGCAGACGAGCUAGACAAGGUUGACAGAACUUCUAGAUCGUCCUCACGGCAUACUGGUCAUCCUCCAGCUCAUGCCACGAACGGAGAUCUCAACGGCCAUGUAGAACAUCCCAUUGCUAGCGUUGCCAACAGUGAGCAGAGUAGUCGCCUGAACCAAUCUUUCGAUAAAUUCAAGGGAUCUGGAAAUGCCACCUCUCGCGGAAACGCCGAGUUUGGUAGAGGCGGUGCAGCAGCGAAGAAUCGCGACUGGAAUCGGGAGAAGCCAGAUUCGGCACGUGAGAAGGUCGAGUCAUGGCGCGAUAGGGACACUCCCAUCGAUCAAAGUGUUCGUCGUGAAGUCCGAGGCGAACGUGGUCGUGGCGGUUAUCGUGGAGCCCGGGGCAACCACAGCUAUACUUCCACACACACACCCAACCACGCAUACACCUCUCCCUUACCGCAAAAUGGCUUCGAGCCAACUAGAUCGAGUUCGCAUACCGAAAGUCGAGCGAGACAGGCAUCACAACCAUUCCCACCAGCUCAGUCCACAUCCAGCAAUCGAAGCAAUCCGAGGUCCCAAUCGAUUCCCGUGCAGAUGAUGAACUAUCCAGGUUAUUUCAACAAUGCACCGAACCUUGGACAUGGUCUUCCCUUUUUACAGACCGACGUUGGCUAUCAACAAUUACCCAUGCAGCCUGGCAUCAUGACCGCAGUCCCCUACAAUGACCCUCUCAAUUCGUUCGCCCUGAUGUCGAUGGUCAUUACUCAGAUUGAGUACUACUUCUCCAUCGACAAUCUCUGCAAGGAUGUGUUUUUGAGAAAGCAUAUGGAUAGUCAAGGUUGGGUCCCCUUGAGUGUUAUUGCAAACUUCAAGAGAAUCAAGACGCUCACCGAGGAUAACAUGACUCUUGAGACCGUCCGCUAUGUUUGUCAGACAGUGAAGAGCGUUGAGUUCUUACCAGGGCCUGAUGGUGAAGAUCGUCUGCGACGCCGCGAUAACUGGAGGGAUUUCGUUCUGCCCUAUGAGGAGCGAUUCGAGUCUGCACGGCAUGAAGGUCCCAUUCACAAUCCGGAGCAAUACAAUCGCGCCUCGGCAGCAGAACAGAACUUUUCGGCCGACGGAAAUUUUGUGCCAAGCCAUCUUCGCAGUCCGGGCACUGUUGGAGCCCCUCCCAACGGGAUGUUUCAUACAAACUCGCCCAUGACCUAUGUACCUGGUGGUUCGACGCAACCUCAAGUUUUCAAUGGAACAUUUGUUCCUCAACCGUUCGAAGAGCCAGCUGCAGAGACUGUCGCUCGCCCACCUCUUCACUCUACGCAUUCCAACACAUCUACUACAAUAAGAUCCCCAACUCAGAAUGCCGCUCCACCGACUGGUUACACAAAUGGCCAUCACCGACAUUCUUCUCGAUCCGACAUCGAGGCCAACAUCUUCCCAGAUGAGAACAUUCCUAACAUCAACAUUCGUAUGCAGCCACGUGCCACCCUGUCUCCUGGUGAGGCUGAGUCUCAUCAAAACAUUGCUCGAGUGGAAGCUUCCGAGCCCAAAGGGUUUCAACUAGAACCAUCCAGUCCUGAACAGACUCGUGCGCCUAGUUUGCGAGGCGGUGCAGGAAGCCCACAGCAACUUGAACAGCUACGAAAGAUCUCAUUCGGAUUCUCCAACGGCGUUUCAAAUUUGGAUGAGAGCUCUAUCAUCUACUUCACCAAAGAUGGGCAGGAGACACACCUGCCGCCUCCACGACCUGGCCAAUAUGAUCAAACAUACAUUUCUCUGCAUGAUACUGCUUUUCAACAGAAGCAGCUUGGUGUUGAUGGAGCACUUGAACCGCUUUAUUCGUUCUGGACGGACUUUUUAGCUGAUAAGUUCAACUCUGGGAUGUAUGAAGAAUUCACAAAGAUGGCUCAGCUUGAAGCACAAGAAGGCAAUGGGGCUGGUCUUGGUCACCUGAAUCGCUAUUAUACCAAGAUAUUGAGCGGCCCCCUCCCUGUGAGCGAACGCUUGGCCAAAGACAUGGUUGCUCUUGCUCGCGAGGACCACGGCUCUGACCGUCCACUUUUUCAAAUUCUCCGUGGCGCUUGUCGCAAUGGAGCAACCCACCUGAAAACUAUCAAACGAUUGACCAGUGAGUUCACGGUCGAAGAGAAGAAGCAACUCGAUGAAAAGAAGCCGCUCGACAAGAGUGGCUGA
This is a messenger RNA of Exophiala bonariae, 3510 nucleotides long. RefSeq lists its product as uncharacterized. Gene Ontology annotation, molecular function: RNA cap binding. Gene Ontology annotation, biological process: positive regulation of translation; mRNA stabilization. The record is from RefSeq and is a predicted model, not a curated record. Gene Ontology annotation, cellular component: cytosol; cytoplasmic stress granule. The transcript is spliced from 3 exons. The coding region runs from base 1 to 3510 and encodes 1169 amino acids. Lineage: Eukaryota; Fungi; Ascomycota; Eurotiomycetes; Chaetothyriales; Herpotrichiellaceae.